This is a messenger RNA of Bubalus bubalis (water buffalo), 874 nucleotides long. Its product is annotated as keratin-associated protein 9-9-like. NCBI's taxonomy places the organism in Eukaryota, Metazoa, Chordata, Mammalia, Artiodactyla, Bovidae. The record is from RefSeq and is a predicted model, not a curated record. Bases 62 to 649 code for a protein of 195 amino acids. The transcript has a single exon.
GAGUCCUCAGAAUCUGAGAAACUCAGCUCUGAGCCGGAGUCCACCCUCCACCACUGACACAAUGACCCACUCGUGCUGCUCCCCGUGCUGUCAGCCCACCUGCUGCAGGACCACUUGCUGUGAGUCCAGCUGCUGCAAGCCCUGCUGCUCCCCAACUUGCUGUCAAACCACCUGCUGCAGGACCACCUGCUGCAGACCUACCUGUGUGACCACCUGCUGCCAGCCCAGCUGUUGCAGCAAACCCUGCUGUCAGCCCACCUGCUGUGAGUCCAUCUGCUGCCAGCCCUCCUGCCCCCCAACUUGCUAUCAAACUAGUGAAACCACCUGCUGUAGGACCACCUGCCGCAAGCCUACUUGUGUGACCACCUGCUGUCAGCCCACCUGCUGUGGGUCCAGCAGCUGUGGACAAACCUUCAGUGGGUCCAGCUGCGGCCAGUCUUGCUGUCAGCCAGCUUGCUGUGCACCUGUGUACUGCCACAGAAUCUGCUACCACCCCACAUGCUGCUGCCUGCCUGGGUGCCGAGACCAGAGCUGUGGAUCCAGCUGCUGCCAGCCUUGCAGCCGCCCUGUGUGCUGUCAGACCACCUGCUGUAGGACCACCUGCUGCCGCCCCAGCUGUGUGUCCAGCUGCUGCCCUUCCUCCUGCUGAUCCUCCCGUCAUGGAAUCAUGUGAGACACAUCAAUCUUCUGACAGCUAACCUAUGAGUUCUCCAGUUACUGCCACAAGCUCCACUGCCAGGCUUCACCAGCAUCCAGCGGGCAGCCACCAUCUUUCUAUGAGUCAUAUUCCUGAUUAAGAGGCUCGUAGCAUGCAGCUGACUUUAGUCUGCCUUUCUCCAUCUUCCUUUUCUAUUAAACUCUGUGAUACCUACAA